Mya arenaria is the source of this 1182-nucleotide messenger RNA. RefSeq lists its product as uncharacterized. Lineage: Eukaryota; Metazoa; Mollusca; Bivalvia; Myida; Myidae. The transcript has 2 exons. The record is from RefSeq and is a predicted model, not a curated record. Gene Ontology annotation, molecular function: zinc ion binding. The coding region runs from base 1 to 1182 and encodes 393 amino acids.
AUGUACCUAGCUUUCUGUGUCUGGGAGGAGAAUCUGCCGGUGAAUGAAAAUGCGGAACUGGCCGAGAAACGACUGCUUCAGGAGUACAAGAAAAAACUGGUCUUAGAUGGCGAUGUCGUUCCAGAUCCUUUCUCAAUUUCAUCAGGUUGGAAAGGUGAAAAGGCAGCUGUUAACACAUGGCCAUCGAUCUACAUAACAGAUAUAGCAACAUACUUGGGUUGUUCGACCACCAAAGAUGUAAUGAACAGGUUGUUGAAUGAGUACAAAGUGGGGAAAGCAUAUAGGUACUUUGAAAGUGAAUGGGUCAAGGAAGUUUAUAUUCAUGAUGUGCGCGAAUCAAGUGACAAAUGUAUUUUGAAAACAAAAGUAACACCAUCACAGGCAAUAAACAAUAAAUGUUAUGAUGUUUGGGUAAUUGUGACCAAAGACAAUGUAAAUGGACCUGGGGGAGAGAUCAUUUCCGCCUACUGCAGUUGCACGGCUGGAAUGCUUGGGUCAUGCAACCAUGUUGCAGGCUUACUUUUCAGGGUGGAACAUGCCGUAAAAACAGGUGCCACCAAGAAGUCGUCAACCAGCAAGUUGUCUGAAUGGAAUGUGCCCAAAGGAAAACCCUCUAUGAAGCCAAAGAAAGCUGUGGAUGCAAUCUGGAGUAAGGGCAGGUAUGAUAAGAGAGUGACAAGUGAAGAAGAAGAAAAACAAAGAAAGGAAAUGAAAAACAAAUUCACUCCACUAACCAAGUCGCAACAUGAACAAUUAAAUAAUCAAGUAAAAACCAGGACUGACUUGUAUGACUUGUUAAGAACUGAAAUUAGCAACUCUUGCUUUGUGCUAUGCCAGGAGAAGAGAAGGAUAAAGGCCCCAAAAGCCGACAUACCAGAUUCAGUCAUUAAAAUUGCAGAUGAAAUGAAAUCCAGUAACACAGACAAACAUGUAGCAAUGGAUAAAUUUGUAGACAAACUGACAUUAUCAAUUGAACGGCGUGAUAAUUUAAAAAAAGCAACAUUGGAGCAAUCCAAUUCACAAACCUGGAAAGAACACAGGAAAGGCAGAGUAACUGCUAGCAUCUUUCAACGGGUUAGCAGCCGGGUUGAAACUCUGAGGAAAAAUGAGGAAGCUGAUCCUUCUGCUUUGGUGGAGACAGUAUUAGGACAAAAAGAAACUAAACAGACUGUUGCAAUGUAG